AAUUAUCCCUCUAAAAAUCUUAUUUUUGAGUAUAAUGACUUAAUGAGACUAUGGUACCCCAAACAUAAAACAAUUUCAUAGAUCAACAACACACAAAUGAUCCAACUCCAUUAAUUUCCGUACACGCAACGGCGAUUUUCCCAUAAAACGAAACUCAAAAUAUUUUGUUUAAUUUAAGAUCUCGAAGGGCCCAAAUGUGUAAAAUAAUACUUACAUCAUUACACUAACAUGGGCUUCUAAAAUCAAAUCGGGUUAAGAAACCGGAAAAGUUAUAACCCGACCCGGGAUUUUGACACCGAGACAGGGGAAAGGAGGAAGAGUCUACGCUAACGAACUUUAGACGAAUCGAAACAUUUUUUGUUUCGUCUCUGAAAAAAAUUUGAAUCUCCAGAGUUGUUUCCCGUUGUUAGAUUCAUCGAUUUCGAAAGAAUUGAUCUUGAUCGUGUUUCUCCGACGGAUUCUCCGGCUAUAUCAGUCGACUGAGAAGAAAAGGUUUUUUUCUUCUGUGGUGGUGAAAUCGGAGAAUCGCAGCAUAGGAAAGCGAUGAUAACAAGAUCGAAUCUAGCAGAGCAGCUGAGGGAAUAUCAGAUUCGAUCUAAGCAUGAUUGGGCUUCUGUCUCUUUCUUCUCGUCGACCUCGAGUUUUUCUUCUUCCUCUAGGGUGGAUGUUGUAGUCUUUGUCAUCUGGGAGCUAGUCAUCUUAGCAUUCUUUGUGUUUUCAGCGGUUUCCUUGUACUUCAAGCGGUUACAACUCGCAUUCAUCUUGAUAUGUGUCACGUUGAUGCUACUAAUUUGCAUGAAGGUCACAAAGCAAGUGAGGUUAGCCAGAAAGAAGAAGCGAAGGAUGCUUCUUCCGCUAUCUAUGUAAAGUUGCAACAUCACCAUCCCCAUAUGAGAAGUUGCAAUCUUUUUCUCUUACUUAGCCACAAAACUCACCUCCUGGUUCUCCGUGCUGAUCCAGUUACGCGUUUAAUGGAUGAAGAUGACAGUUAUGCUCACGGCACGGGUAGAGUGAGGCCAGGGUGGCUGAGCCGGGCGAUUUCAGGAUUUUAGAUUUAGAAUCAGACAAUCAUUUUUCUGAUUAGCAUUAGGCUGCAAUCUGGUUUUGUUCAGAGAAAAAAUACAUGUGUUCGAAAGAGUUGUGUUUCAUGUGUAAUUGUGGUUGUGAAUUUCAGACGGUUUAGGGUAAACGAAUGAGAAAAAUAAUAUUGAAGCUUGCAUUAUUUCUAGAAUGUCUCGAAGAUUAGUUUGUAAUUUGUCUGAUUUCGGCUUCUACUUGGUUUAUUCUGAAACAAUAAAACCAAUCCUUUUACAUAA
Arabidopsis lyrata subsp. lyrata is the source of this 1316-nucleotide messenger RNA. RefSeq lists its product as uncharacterized. The coding region runs from base 544 to 867 and encodes 107 amino acids. The transcript is spliced from 2 exons. Lineage: Eukaryota; Viridiplantae; Streptophyta; Magnoliopsida; Brassicales; Brassicaceae. The record is from RefSeq and is a predicted model, not a curated record.